Messenger RNA from Aegilops tauschii subsp. strangulata, 735 nucleotides. RefSeq names its product protein FAR1-RELATED SEQUENCE 5-like. The record is from RefSeq and is a predicted model, not a curated record. NCBI's taxonomy places the organism in Eukaryota, Viridiplantae, Streptophyta, Magnoliopsida, Poales, Poaceae.
AUGAGGUGCUACAAGGCACGAAGGAACAAGAAGGGUAAAGGUGUUGCGCCUGUCGUUCCGGAACGAAAGAGAGGUAUCAUUGUCAAGACGGAAUGCCCUGUCCGGUGUAAGCUGAACGUAGAUGGAGCACGGUGGGUGGUCACUGAAUAUUUUGACGAGCAUAACCACGAACUCAUAAAGAAGUUUGACCUGGUAAAAUUUCUGACCGCCCACAGAGGAUUCACCCCCCUCGAGAAGAAAUUCAUAAAGCUGCUACAUGAUUGUAACGUCGGUCCAUCAAGAAUGGUCCAGAUACUAUCCCUCAUCCACAGCAAAAAUGGGACUCUGAGUAGCAUGCCCUACAUAUCAACAGACGUCACAAAACUAAAGGCAAAGUACCAUAGAGAGAGCAGGUUGGCUGACAUAGAAGCCACGAUAGCCUACUUCGAUGAGAAAGCGAAGGAAGAUCCAGAUUUCUUCUACAGGAUAAGAUUGGACGAUGAGGACCGUGUCAGGAACAUAUAUUGGGUGGAUGGUGCUGCAAGAAGAGCCUGCAAACAUUUCCAGGAUUGCAUUUCGUUCGACGCGACAUAUCUCACUAAUAUGUACAAGAUGCCAUGUGGUCCAUUCAUAGGAGUAAAUAACCACAAUCAGUCAUUGCAGUUCGGAUGCGGGCUCGUUCGGAACGAAGACACAGAUGGGUACACUUGGUUGUUCAAGACUUCUUGGAGUGCAUGGGUGGACUUGCUCCGAUGA